This is a messenger RNA of Geosmithia morbida, 1611 nucleotides long. Its product is annotated as Fungal Zn(2)-Cys(6) binuclear cluster domain. The transcript is spliced from 2 exons. Gene Ontology annotation, biological process: regulation of transcription by RNA polymerase II. The coding region runs from base 1 to 1611 and encodes 536 amino acids. Gene Ontology annotation, molecular function: DNA-binding transcription factor activity, RNA polymerase II-specific; zinc ion binding. Lineage: Eukaryota; Fungi; Ascomycota; Sordariomycetes; Hypocreales; Bionectriaceae. The record is from RefSeq and is a predicted model, not a curated record.
AUGCCGCCUCGAAGAUCUCACAAGAAGUCUCGUGCCGGCUGUAGGAGAUGCAAGAUCCGCAAGAUCAAGUGCGACGAGGUCCAUCCGAGAUGCGGCAACUGCCAUAGACAUGGCGUAGUAUGCGACUUCGAGUCGACGGACGCAGCCGACGAGCUGGCCACCAUCCCUACACCCGCUGCCGGCCCGACGAGUCCCAUGCCACCGCCCACGCCCUCACCCAUGGCCGCCACGCCGACGACGACGACGACGACGACGACGACGACCCUCCACCUCCCCCACGAUAUCUUGAACGGCAGCAGCAGCGGCGGCAGCAACGGCGGCAACGGCAGCACCAACGGCCACGGCUUCGACCACGGCCAGGGCCGCAACCACCACAGCCACCACCACCCGUCACGCUCGUCACCCAUGCCGCCCCCGCCGGCGCAUCUGCCGCCACCCCCGCGGCUGCCCCCGGCCUCGAGCCUGCCCGGCCAGGUCGACCGGCUGAUGGAGCUGCGGCUGAUGCACCAGUACACGUACGUGACGUCCAAGACGCUGCUGACCAACUCCCCGCUGGCCGACGACAUCUGGCAGCGGGCCGUGCCGCAGAUGGCCUUUGCCGGCCGGACGUACCUGGCCGACGCCGUGCUGUCGGUGGCGGCCCUGCACCUGCGGUCGCAGUCCCCGGACGACAAGGCCCUGGUGCACGCCUCGCACGCCUACACGGCCUCGACCCUGGCCGAGUACUGCGCCUCGCUGGACCGGGGCAUCACGUCCGACAACGCCGAGGCCCUCUUCCUGACGGCCUCGCUCAUCGCCUUCCAGUCGGUGGCCUCGCGCAUCUUCGCCAAGGACGACGCCGAGGCGGACCCGGACGACCCCAACGCGCGCUACGCCCUCCCGCUGCCCUGGUUCCACGCCUUCCAGGGCGUCAAGACGGUCGUCGCCAGCUCGUGGCCGUGGAUCCGCACCAGCAGCAUCGUCAAGACCGUCAUCGACUCCCAGCCGAGCCUGCAGCUCGACCUCGACCCCCUCGGCCCCGGCUCCUUCUUCGGCCACCUCCUGGACGGGAUAGCGGAGGAGCUCGCGCGCGAGGAGCCCCACCUGGUCCAGGCCACCACCCAGUGCUACUCCCACGCCGUCUGCGUCCUCAACUGGGCCCACAAGAGCGCCCACCCGGCCGCCACCCUGGCCUUCCCGGCCACCGUCGCCCGCCGCUUCAUAGAGCUGGUCGAGCUCAAGAGGCCGCGCGCCCUCGCCAUCAUCGCCUGCUUCUUCGCCCUGCUCAAGCGGCUCGACAGCGUCUGGUGGCUGCACGACGUCUCCAAGCGGGAGGUCAUGGGCCUCGUCGGCCUGUUCGAGCCCGGAUCCAAGUGGUGGCGCCACCUCGAGUGGCCGGUCCGCAUCGCCCUCUGGGACGGCGGCGGCGACGACAUACCGCCCGACGUCUGGGGCGUCGACUGGGACCAGCUCGAUCACCAGGGCAUCCCGCACAACUGCGGAGACGGUCACGGCUUCGUCAACCACAUCGAGCUCGUGGCCGAACUGAUGGGCCAGUCUACCAAUGACCUGCUCAGCGUCGCCACCCCGUUUACCGGCGAGCCACCGCUCACGGCGGAAUCGCCGGAUUGA